AUGUAUGGACGUAAGAUUAGUUCUAAGUUAGAUGAGGUUAACACUAGAUUGGAUGAGCUUGUUGAUCAGAAAAAUAAGCUAGGUUUGGAUUUGAAUGUGAAACUUGAAAGAUCGAAUAAAAAUAAAUCAGAUGUACCAUUCCAUCAAAUUUCAUAUGUUAAUGAGUCCAAAGUUUUGGGUCGGGAAAACGAUAAAGAGGCAUUGAUUGGGCGGUUGCUUGGGAGUGAAGAAGAAACGAGCAGUAAUCAAAAGGUGAUCAGCGUUGUGUCGGUUGUUGGUAUGGGUGGCCUUGGAAAAACAACUCUCGCCCAACUUUUGUACAACGAUAAGAGAGUGAAGGAUCACUUUGAACUCAUGGCAUGGGUUUGUGUUUCCGAUGACUUUGAUGUUUUCAAUAUCAGUAAGCAAAUUUAUCAAGCUAUAGGAGGGGAACACAAAGACUUUGCUAAUCUGGAUCUGCUAUCUGUUGCCCUUAAAGAAAAACUUGCAGGGAAAAGGUUCCUUGUUGUUUUAGACGAUGUUUGGAAUGAAGAUGACAAGAAAUGGGAUCUUCUUAGAAGUGCUUUUGAUGUGGGGGCACAUGAGAGUAAAUUUCUGGUGACCACGCGGAACAAGGAGGUUGCAUCAGUGAUGGACUGUUUUCAACCUUAUAUACUAGAGGUUUUAUCAGAUGAUAUAGCUCUAUCUUUAUUUGCUCAAUCUGCACUUGAUGAGCAAAACUUUGACAAACACCCAUCACUUAAAUCCGUUGCUCAAGCAAUCGUUAAGAAGUGUGAUGGGUUGCCCUUGGCUUUGGUAACUCUUGGGAAGGUCUUGAAACGAAAAGAAAGUGAUGAUGAAUGGGAGGCAUUGCUGAAUAGCGAAAUUUGGAACUUAGAUGAUGAAAGUGGCAUUCUUCCGGCUCUCAAGUUAAGCUACUAUGACCUCCCUUCGCAUCUAAAGCAAGUGUUUGCAUAUUGCUCCUUAUUUCCAAAGGACUAUGAGUUUGAAAGGAAGAAACUAGUCCUAUUGUGGAUGGCACAAGGGUUUGUGUUCCAAACAAAGGGCAAAAAUCAACCAAUUGAGAGUUUGGGUGACAAGUAUUUCGAAGAGUUACUCUCAAGGUCCUUUUUUCAGCCUUUUGGGAAAGAUGGAUCAAGGUAUAUAAUGCACGACUUGAUGAAUGACUUGGCCACAAGUGUUGCAGUAGAGUUUUUCUUUAGGUUGGAUGAGAAUAUGGAGUUAAACGAUAGGAAUGAAGCUUAUGAAAAGUUUCGUCACUUUUCAUUCAUAGGUCAACAACGAGUUACAGAGCAUAUAAAGUUCAAGGAAUUACACAGAGCUAGAUCCUUGCGAACAUUCUUACGGGUGUCAGUUGGUUGGGAGAAAUUUAUAACAUUGGACGAUGUUACUUUAGAUUUACUCCCCCACUUAAACUUCCUAAGGGUGUUAAGCUUAACGAAUGAGUCAAUCACAGAGGUACCACGUUCCAUUGGUAAUUUGAAGCAUCUAAGGUACCUCAAUUUUUCAAAUACCGACAUCCAAGGAAUACCCGAACAAGUGAGCGAAUUAUAUAAUCUACAAUGCUUGUUGGUUCGUGACUGUUAUAAGUUAUCUAGUUUGCCAGUGAGUUUUGUAAAGCUAAUAAACUUGCGACAUCUUGACAUGACUUAUACUCCGUUAUUGAACAAGUUGCCUUUGGGGAUCGGUGGGUUGACGAGUCUACAAACAUUAUCCAAGGUUAUAAUCGAAGAAGGUAACGGUUUUAAAAUAUCUGAGCUUAAGGGCCUGUCAGAUCUCCAAGGCGAGCUUUCCAUCGAGUGCUUGGAGAAAGUGAUACAACCAACAGAAGCAAACGAUGCAAAGUUACAACAAAAAACAGGUCUUUAUGAACUGAAUAUGAGAUGGAGUGAUGUUUUCGAUGGUUUUCGGGAUCCAGCUAUUGAAUAUGAGGUACUUGAAAGGCUAAGGGCUCCCUCGAAGCUGAAAAUACUGAGCAUUUCAUUCUAUAACGGAAUGAAAUUUCCUAGUUGGAUUGGGAAUCCCAAAUCAUUUAAUCAUUUAACAGAGCUCAGGUUAAUCGGCUGUGAAAACUGCACAGAAUUACCAACGCUUGGGCAUCUAAGUUCACUUCGGAAUUUGUAUUUGAGCAACAUGAAAGCGGUGCAGACUGUGGGUAUUGAGUUACUAGCACAUACUAAACCUUUUCAUGGCGAUGCAUUUCCGUCACUUGAAUCCUUGGAAGUUGAGGAUAUGCAAUGUCUGGAGGAAUGGUCGACCAGUGGUGGUGACGGUGUCGAGACUCCUCGAUCAUUUCUUAGACUUCGUGAAAUUUCAAUUAAAAGGUGUCCGAAACUUGAUAAGGUAUCAUUUGGAUUGGUACCAUCACUUGAGAAAUAA
Erigeron canadensis is the source of this 2379-nucleotide messenger RNA. Its product is annotated as putative disease resistance RPP13-like protein 1. The record is from RefSeq and is a predicted model, not a curated record. The transcript has a single exon. Gene Ontology annotation, molecular function: ADP binding. Bases 1 to 2379 code for a protein of 792 amino acids. Gene Ontology annotation, biological process: defense response to other organism. NCBI's taxonomy places the organism in Eukaryota, Viridiplantae, Streptophyta, Magnoliopsida, Asterales, Asteraceae.